This is a messenger RNA of Megachile rotundata (alfalfa leafcutting bee), 4945 nucleotides long. It is a transcript of the gene TfAP-2, whose product is annotated as transcription factor AP-2. NCBI's taxonomy places the organism in Eukaryota, Metazoa, Arthropoda, Insecta, Hymenoptera, Megachilidae. The record is from RefSeq and is a predicted model, not a curated record. Gene Ontology annotation, biological process: regulation of cell population proliferation; anatomical structure development; regulation of transcription by RNA polymerase II. Gene Ontology annotation, cellular component: nucleus. Gene Ontology annotation, molecular function: DNA-binding transcription factor activity, RNA polymerase II-specific; RNA polymerase II transcription regulatory region sequence-specific DNA binding.
CGCCACGGCCCGAGGGAUUCCUGGUUCCGCUCUUUGCCCGAGGAUGUUUCGACGUGGACGUUGAUCGGCCUGUUGCGUAACCACGGACCGGCUGGCCAGUGUUUCCGUGUGGGGACGUCUGUGUGUUGGACGAACGAAACGCGUGUGCUUGUUGGUUCAUAUUGUUGUUGUUGUUGUGCGGGAAUCCUCGAUAGACCGGAGGCGAUUCAGUAAACUGAUCGAUGACGAAGUUGAGUGUGCAUGAAUGGAAGCCGCGUCAUAAUUAAAUGAGGAGCAAACAUCUGAAAGGAAAUUUUUUGCAAAACCGGUCGAUAUCGAUGAACGAGCGGAGCAAGUGACAGCUACUGAACUGAAGAAUCUUGUAAACGUAACCCUCUGUCGGGUGAAAAGAAGAAAACUGAUGCGAGCAUGAUAUAGCAUGAAAAUAGUAGAAAUCGCAGUGCAGUUUACGAGCAACAGGACCGAAACCCGCCACACGGACAGGAAGUGUACGCGAGCCGAUCGGUGCAAUCUCGUUACCAGUGGUGAUCUGCGACUAGAUUCUAUGGUGAAAUCGGGCCGAGUCCAGGCUGCAUGUGAGCACGGUAAUCAGCAAAGAACGUACGUACACGUACAAACGAUCUCGUGAUUGUACGCGGUUGACUGCAUUUUUUGCGUCGUUUCAAAACGUCUACAUUCAACUCUGACUGAACUGGAACGUUCAGUUUUCAUUCGCCGGUGCAGAUUAUUUUAUACGCGUUCGUUUUGCAUCUCGGUGUUUACGGCACACGACCAUGGGUAACUGUCGUGAUGUUCUUGGUAAAUUCCCGUGCCCCGAGGGAGACUGUCAGGGUGGCACAACGCGACGAAACCAGGCUGACCACGUCAUUCCACGCGAAUCACAUCGAUCCGUGUAAUUUGGCAGGAUUUAAUUACACCAAGGAAGCCGCGUUAUUAAGUCCCACAGGGAAGGGACCGAAAGAAUUCAGGUUUCCUGCGUCAUCGAUCAGCGGAACCGGUGGAAAGCCGGAGACUUUAAUGCCCGCACGGACGCACGCCAUGGGAUCGUUUUACGUCUGGUUUUAAAGCUGCCUGUGCUCCAAACACGUGAACGUCUCUGUCACUGAAAUCGAUCGUUUUUCACCGAUUCCUCAACAAAUUUCGAUAAAAAAGUGCCUCGAAAAUACUUCAUUCCGAAGAAUCUUCUCUAUCGAAUACCUAACUGGAUAUCGAAGUCUGGAUUUAACUGGCUAUUUAAUUCGUUAUCGAACAUCUAAGUGGUUACCUAAUUCUUGAUCUAAGUGGAUACUUCAUUCUUGAGCGAAUGACUAAAUGGAUACUUGAUUAAACAUCUAACAUCUAAUUCUUAACACCUAACUAAAUAUCUGACUGAGGAGCUACACAGUUUAGACUCAUCAGAUUUUCACACGAGGAGUUAAACUUGUUGAAAUUCGUUGAACUUUGAACCGUGAAUAUCGAAUCGAAACUUUAAGCGAUCGAAGUUUUGCACGUACACCGGCAUACCGUCAAGCAGGUGUUUGUGCACGGCUUCAAGAAGAAAAAGAGGGUCACGCUCGUUUGGAAAAUUGGAUGUGCUCCAGAGGGACUCUGUUUAGCGGCGAGUGGGACCGUUAUCGAGGACAGGCGAUUUAUCAGCCCAUUGUCUUCAGGCUGGUCGGAUGUGCCUCAGUUUCUGGCAUGGAAUCGCAUGCCGAUGCACGAAACCGCCAGUUUUAACGAACGCAAUUCUGAUCGAAUGUCAACGAAGCCACACAGAAGGCGAACGGGCCGGCGAUUAACAGCCGAGGUCGUAAAGUACGGUUCUCGCCGAAAUUACUGGAUUUAACGAACGGACGUAAACCGGUGCUCGGAAAAGUGAUUGAUGACAAGCGUAUGCCGGAAACGUUUCGCGAAGUUAACCGUUUUUAACGAAUUUAAUUGGAUGACGUAGCGCUCGUGGGAGCUAUUCGGUUAAAGAGGAACGAUAAGGUUGACACGAAAGAAACUGAGCAGCAAACGAAGACUCUAUGAACGUGCAUCCGUACUCACUCGAACAGUGGAGGUGCUUCGUUGCCACCUCUCGGCAGCCGACACACAGUGUCCCGUCGAAGACGAGACCCGACUGUCCGCGAAUUCUGGUGAUCGUGACCGAGCAAGCAUCUGUGCCAGCUCCGGCAAAAGUGGCUCAUCAUGUCCGUACUGGAGGGCGGUGAAGCCGACAGGACGACUAUGUCACCGCUGGACGAAGUCGUGUCCCCGACGAGCGUCGAGUCGGAACUGAUGGUCACCGACAUGUUGGACGAGCACGAGACCACGCUGAACGAGCACAGGGACGGCAAGCGAAAGAGAGACACCGACGGCGAGGAACUGACACCCAGGAAGCUGCCAUCACUGACGAGGAACAACAACGACGUGGGCUUCGUUCUCGAAGAGAGCGCCGACGACGAGCUUCACGAGGAUAGGGAUGACGACCGUUUAACUGGUCACGGGGGUAUUUCCUCGCUGGGCGGUGGAAAUUCCUCGCCGUAUUCCGGUGCCCAUCACCAUGGUCACAGAGGCAAUGGAAACGGCAGUGGGAUGCCCCAUCACGGUGGCGCAUCUUUGCCCACCGCCUCCGACUUUCAACCACCAUAUUUUCCACCCCCUUUUCCAUCGCACCACCACGCGCCAGCGAGUCCUCAACACCCUGGCCUUGGACAACCGCAACAUCUCGAUUACCUCGUUGGCGAUCCUUACACGCAAACGCUCAACACGUUACAUCAACAUCACUAUAAUCACCUGAGCGCUGCUGUCACGGCUGGCCAAAGGAGCGGCGAUCUCAGGAGAGACGCUGAGGGCAUCCAUGUGACGAACAUGCACGCGUCGUUUCCAUACGACGGUGGCCGUAGCAGCGGCGGAGGCGGCGGCGGCGGUGGUGGUGGAGGAGGUGGCGGUGGCGGACGGGGUGUCGAAUACGGCGCCGUCCGGCGUCCCGACGCCCUUCUGCCACCUCCAGGCCUCGACCAAACCGACCUCGUUCUCCACAGCAGCCUCGUAGACGACCCCCAGGUGAGCGACGAUAACACAAACGUAGACGAUGGAGGGUUCAUGAACGAUCUGCCUCUUCUGAAAAACAUGAAGCCAUCGGACAGGAGCGAGAAGGCAAUGCUGACCGGAAACGCACAACCUUCGGACGUGUUCUGUUCGGUUCCAGGACGAUUAUCGUUACUAAGCAGCACCAGCAAGUACAAAGUUACAGUAGCCGAGGUACAAAGACGACUAUCGCCACCGGAAUGCUUAAACGCGAGUCUCCUUGGUGGAGUCUUACGAAGAGCAAAAUCCAAAAACGGCGGACGUCUGCUUAGGGAAAAAUUGGAGAAAAUUGGGUUAAAUCUGCCAGCCGGAAGGAGGAAGGCAGCCAAUGUUACGCUCUUAACUUCAUUAGUGGAAGGAGAAGCCAUUCACCUUGCCAGAGACUUCGGCUAUGUUUGCGAAACCGAAUUCCCUGCGAAGCAAGUUGCCGAAUACCUGAGUCGACAACAUUGUGAACCGCAAGAUUCCUACAGGAGAAAAGAACUUCUUCAUGCCACCAAACAAAUCACCAAAGAGCUGAUGGAUCUUCUGAAUCAAGAUAGAUCUCCACUUUGUAACACACGGCCACAACAUAUCCUCGACCCAAGCAUACAGAGACACCUAACACAUUUCUCUCUCAUAUCACAUGGAUUCGGAAGUCCUGCAAUCGUAGCCGCUCUCACGGCAAUACAGAAGUUCCUAAGCGAGUCGCUGAAUCACCUGGAGAAGAUGUACCCAGGGAACGGGAGCGGCGUAACAAGUAGUCAGCAAUCGAAUCUCGACACGAACAAGAGCAAGGACGGGACGUUGAUGAACGACAUGAAGAAGUGACGCCCGGAAGACCCGCCUACCUCGAACGUGGUCACUUCAAUCAGGCACUCAUGGCCGUACAACUGAGCUUUCGCGAGCUGUCCUCAUCGCGAAUGGCUUCUGGUGGACCACUAAAACGACGCGUAUGUCCGUGCACAGACCUGCACAUUGAAUAAUCAAAAUAAAAGAAAUAAUAAGCCCACCAAUCGCAAGGGAAACAAGCGUGACAGCUAGGCGCGGAUAUCCGUGUUCGAGGUUGGCUGGUCGAAUGUGUUCUAGGUGUACGACACGAAGUCACGAGAAAUGUGCAAUGUGAAAUCUAGCGAGAUUGGACCUCGGCAAGGGUCGAGAGUCCUGGUCGAAUCGGCCGGCAGUGGACACACGAGAUACUUCAUUUUUCUCCUUAUUUUUAGCGAAUCGGGAUACUCUUUCGAUGUUCAGGAAACAUCCACACACAUUUGCAGUCGUAUCAUGUGUAUCGAGAACUCGAGUAACGAGGUAGGAAUAACUUUGUACUCACUGCCUACUUUAGUUGAGACGCAUCUAUGCUGAUCGAGAAGUAUCGAUCGAUUCGACGGGAUCGAGUCCGAUCCUUGGUUUGAAUGCUUCGAUUAUUUCUCUCUUGUUUCCUUAGGUUCCUCGUGAAGGAUACUCGAACGCGUACUACUACUUGUGAUAGGCUUAGCGAUAGUCGAAACGUUUGUGCAAUCGUUACGAUUAAUCUUCGCAAUGAUUCUUUGCCGUGCUCCAAACUUGAAGAUCUAACAACUGAGGCUUAUCGGAACGGUCGAGAUCGUUUUGUUGAAAUGCAGCGUAGAACGUGUAGACUUGUUCGUGAUAUGAUUCGAACACGAUUAGAAAUUUAUUCCCAGUUUCGAACGCGUUAACCUUUCCAGUGCUGAAUUCUUUGGAUAUGCUUGGCGGAAUCUGGCUGACUGCAGGGUUAUUAAUCAAAUUUAUGUUGCAUGCAUUCACUGUAAUAUUUUAGGUAUCAUUUUUCUGAUACUGAGAUUACACGGUUCAUGAUCUUUCCUGAUUUUACAGAGUUUUGAAUUUGCGAAUUUUUUAGAUUAGUAAUGAAAUUUGGAAAUUUGGAAAUACUGAA